Messenger RNA from Aethina tumida (small hive beetle), 1416 nucleotides. RefSeq lists its product as uncharacterized. The coding region runs from base 202 to 1389 and encodes 395 amino acids. Lineage: Eukaryota; Metazoa; Arthropoda; Insecta; Coleoptera; Nitidulidae. The record is from RefSeq and is a predicted model, not a curated record. The transcript has a single exon.
UAUGUUAUAUGAUUUUAGAUAUUUAAUUAACUAAUUAAUUACUAUAAAAUAUUAAUCUUAAUGUCACUAUCAUUUUUGUUUUCUAUAAAAACAUAAUAUAAACUUACUACGUGAUAAAAAAUUGAAAAAACUACGUUAUCUAACUUCGUAUAUAAACGAGUGUUGCACAAACUAUCACAAUUAGUCAGAGCAAAACGAUCGAUGAACAUGUACGAGAUAGUCAAUUUAGAAAGUCUAAUUGAAGAGUAUCUCGGCCCGGACCGGGAAUUCUUAGAAUAUGUAUCAACAAACUUAAACGAACCGGGUGAAAACUACGGCAGCCUGAUGCUAAAAGUGGAAAUCAAAGUAAGGAACAAAACCACCAACGAAGAGGAAACGAUAUCUGCCGUUGCCAAGACCCCACCAACCGAUGAAAUUAUACAACAAAUAUUCAACACUAAAGUGACGUUCAAAAACGAAAUCGCCUUCUAUAAAACGGUGAUUCCAACCCUCCAAAACUUAAGAAAAGUGCACAACAUCGAACCGGCAACAUAUUUCCCAGAAUUCGUGGGUGCCCGUUUAAAUUUAAACGGCACCGAACAAGUGGAUUCGGACGCGGUGCUGCUGUUGGAGAACCUGACCAUCAAAGGAUUCACCAGCCUCAGCAGACACGAAGGAUACUCUUUGCAGGCGGCCAAAUUGGUUUUGAAAGAUUUGGCCGAUUUUCACGGGAACGCCAUCGCUCUUCGUUCACAAAAACCGCAGGAGUUUAAAAAUAAAAUAGAGCCGUAUUUGGAUGGCGUGUUUUUCGAAGGUCAACACUCCGAUGAAAAUUUAAUAAACCAAACUCUGGAACAAGCCGUCGUAUUGAUGAAAGAAAAAGGUUUGGUCCAUCUUAUACCUAAAGUUACCGAAAUAUUGAGUAGUAAAGUUUUACGUACUGUAAGGGGGCCGUUCACCACAAUUAGUCACACCGAUUUGUGGAUUAAUAACACCAUGUUAAGACAACAUGAUGGUGUACCAGUUGAGAUAAAAUUAGUCGACUUUCAAGUGUGCAGGUAUCAAACUCCAGCCGACGAUCUUUUGUUUUUCCUAUUUACUAGUGUACAAGAUGAUGUUUUGGAUAAAAAUUUGGAUAUUUUGAUUCGGUAUUACUAUGACCAAUUACUUGUGACUUUAAAAAAAUUCAAUUGUGAACUAGAUGUAUUCAGUUGGGAAGCUUUUGAGGAAGAACUGUUAUACAGUAAGGACUUGCAGUUCUGGCAUUGCGCUUGGAUGUAUUAUCCGAUAUUUAUGGAUAAAGGAGCGACACUAGAAUUAGAAGAACACAAAUUUGAAAUGAGUGCAAGACACAAGGAGAAGCUUUAUUUUUUAAUAAAACAAUUUGAGAAGAAAGGCUGGCUAAUAUAAUAAUAAAAAAUAUGUAAAUACUAGAUA